Pristis pectinata (smalltooth sawfish) is the source of this 9557-nucleotide messenger RNA. Its product is annotated as protein TASOR 2-like. Gene Ontology annotation, cellular component: nucleoplasm. The coding region runs from base 640 to 7470 and encodes 2276 amino acids. The transcript has 25 exons. NCBI's taxonomy places the organism in Eukaryota, Metazoa, Chordata, Chondrichthyes, Rhinopristiformes, Pristidae. Gene Ontology annotation, biological process: negative regulation of gene expression, epigenetic. The record is from RefSeq and is a predicted model, not a curated record.
CAGGGCGGCGGGGGGGGGGGACACACUGGCCCGGGGGCAACAGUGCGGCGGCGGCGGGGGGACGACACACUACACGAGCCCGGGAGCAACAGCCGCGGUUCCCGGGUUUACCAAGGGGGAAAAUAUGUACUUUUUAAGAAGUUGUCCGAUCUGAACUGUGGAUGAGUCAUCCGUUUCUCUCCGACAAGCUGAACCGGGAUGGGAUCACGAGUGCCUCUCAGGAAGUCCGGAGUCGACCCUCCUUCCGCAACGGUAAUACCACGCACCGAGCUUUCUCUUUCUCUAUUUCCCUCCUGAUGUAGUGCUUCCGCUGCAGUCGGAGCAACGCCUCCGUGCCUCAUCACCUUCCGAACACGCUGUCAGGCCGCCGAGAGAUCGACUCGUGUUGUGGUUCCUGUGCUACAGAGGAAAAUCAAUUACUUCGGAGUGCUUCUGCUGUGCCAACUUGCGCUGCCGUGGCGCCGGGUUUCUUCCUUUCUCCCUUCCCCACCUCAGGAGGAUCUUCUCACCUGGAGUUUGGCUGCAUUUGCAACAGUCGCAGACACACGUACACACACCACAGCACAAGAGGUGGUGUGGGGGGGGGGGGGGGACUUUCUGUCGGCCCGAAAGGCUGCUGUGCCGAGGAGAGGGGUAACGAUGUCUUCCGCUCGGUUAUCGCCCGGUUGUCAGCAGAUGUGCCCCACUGCUCGGGAAGCAGAAAUCUUUUGUCCCAUAUCUCUCACCUCCAGCCAGUUCACACAAGAAAUACUACCGAUCUUGCAGCAGGCGUACUUAGAUGAAACGUCAGUGGAUUAUUUUCAUUACAGCCAAGUGACCUUAGUGAAUAAUACAAGGCUGCUACAUCAGCACAAUGACUGGCUGUUGGAUAUGGAGAAAAAAGGAUAUACCAAGGAGGAGCUUGCUGAGUCCUUUGCUUUCUUACUGUUUGAAACAGAAGAUCAGGCAAAAGCAGUCUGUCAAAAAGGAUUGGAGACUGGGAGUAGUGACAUGACAAUGCUUGGAGAUCCAAUGAAGGGAGUAUAUCUUUGUAAAUAUUCUGACUUUCUUCAUCCUACACCAUGGCAUCAUGGGAAGCAAGGCUAUAUUCUUGUAUUUAAAAUAAUUAAGGGUAGAGUGAAGCCUGUGAUUGAAAAUUACACUUCUGAUUUCACCAGUCCAACUCCUGGCUACAAUUGCCAUAUCUCCACAAACAGUGAGAAAGUUUCUUCCAGAAUAAGCCACUUUCAAGCCUUUGAACUGACACAGUAUUAUCUGUAUGAGUUUGAACAGUGUGAUGUUCAGCAUUGCCCUAGACAAGUUUAUCCAUACGCUGUUGUAGCAUUUCAGUACUAUGACUACAAGUGCAUCACGACACAGUCAGGAGAGAUUGGGAUAGAUUCUUCUAAAAUUCAAGCUGUGCAGUAUUGCCUUUGGAAAGGAAAACUCAUCAACAAAUCCAAGGAGAUCAGUGUGGCUCUGAAGUCGAAUGGCAGUGCAUUGAUGCCGGUUACUUUACCAACAAAGCUUGAAAUUGAAUAUGUGAUCAAGAUCGAUGAACUGAAAAUCAAAUUGCCACAGGCAGUUUUUGAAAGAAAAACUUACGUGAUAAAAGAAGUUUGUUUGGAAGGUUUAUAUUGCAGUUGGUAUGAGCUGGUGGAAUAUCUGGAAGAAGGAGACACUCCUCAACUGGGUCCUCUAUUGGAUGAAUUGAAGGAAAAGAACUUGGCAAUUGUGAAAUGCUUACAGGAUCAGGGGCUCCUCAUAUUGUUCAGCGAAUCUGUUGCCAGCUCUGCUAGAGAAAGCAGCAAGACCACCCAGGGCGCAGCACAGGCUGUAUUCAUUUUUAAAUCGCCAAGAAUUUCUCAUCUUAAAGAUGUAGGUCAGGUAAUCCAUCCACGACAGAGCUCACCUUUCUCAGCUAAGAUAUCUCUGCUUCUUCCUGCUGUUAGUUAUGCAGUGGCGAAAGGUCUGAGAUCCUCUGGCAGUCAGAAGCCUCCAUGUAAAAAACUGGUUGAAGACAGUCUCAUUGAGUACUUUAAAAUGGCACCAGAGGUGCCUCCGAAUUCCCACCAGAAUGCAGAUGGUAGCCUUCCACAAGUUGCCUGUGAGAGGGAGCUGUCUAUUCCAGAAAACUGCCAGGGAUCGACAGUCUCCCGCCUCUCUCCCUACUUUACUGACCCUACAAACUACAUGCUGCCUGUGUCAGCAAUUUUGAAACUUCAGGCAAACUAUCUCAAGCUGUGUCAGAAGUCCAGUGCCAAGGUUGCGAGCCAUUCUCAUGUUUCAGAACCAAUGUCCCGCAAAGCUACGAUCCCAAGGGAAAAUAAACCAGGGCAGGUCCAAAGAAAAAGUCCCAUGACCAGGAGCUCCCACGUGAAGAAUGCACCUCCUGGUUCCGGGAUGAAGAUGAGGAUAAUGGCACAGAAACAGACAAAGCCACCAAACAGAGAUCUACGCACCAAUGCAGCAAGAACCAAUGCAACCAGCAAACCAGUUACUGGUAAGGCCUUUAGCAAAAGUGCCAGUGCAGUGAGGUUUAAAGGGAACACUUUGUCCACCAGAGCAACAAGCAGACCAGCUGCCAAAGUGGAAAAGCCAGGUCCUGACUGUGGCACCAGCAAAACUGCACCUUCAAGUCUUGGGCGAUCCUCCAGGUUGCAACCUGCUUGCGGUAACAAAAGAGCUCUGGCAGAGUCGGCCAAAGGUAACUCCAAGGGACAGCCUGCCCCUCCGGAAGUGAACGCAAAGAGGAUGAAAGCUACCAGAGUGCCUCUUAAAACGGGCUCCGACCGAAAUGCUAAGGCAGAGAAAGCUGCUGAUGACUGCAGGAAGGCGAGGAAGGUGGGAGAGGAGAAGCCGGGCCAGCACCGUAGUGAAACAGUCUGUGUUACAGGAAUAAACACAGAGCAGAUUUCAAGAUAUGGUGUCUGUACCUGGAACUUUGUAGAAGGCAAGCCUGCUGACAAUGGAUCUGCCUCCCUGCAGCCCCUGUCCUUGGCCAUAAGCCCAAAUGAGUCACGGUCAAAGAAAGGUUCAGAGGAGGGAAGUGGAGCCCCAGGGAAGGGUAUUGAAACCAAUAUUUUGGAAACAGAUGCACUCAACAUUCUUGCCGAUCUUGCAAUUAGCUCAGCCAUCGAGGCACUACCUAGAUAUAAACAGAAACGCUCCAUAUCAUUGUACCUGGCAUCUGGCACGGGUGCGUCCAACAAGAUUGGUUCCGUUCAGAGCAGCAGGCGAUCGAAUUGUUCUCUCAAUCUACCUGCGAAGGGCAGUGCUUGUUUGCCUGACACAGAACUAAGUGUAGCGGAAAGCCACCAAAAUGGAAGUCAAGAGCACUCUGAAAGUCAACCUGUCUCUGGGAGUUUAAGAUAUAUGACAGAUGUCAUGCCAGCUUUUCCUAGCCAAGAAACAUUGCAAGUUCACAAAUCUCCGACCCAAGUACGGAAGGACGUGGCUCGCAGAUCUUUAACUGCUCCACGAGGUUCACAUAUCUUGGUAGACCAUUCAUAUUCCCGGCCACCAAGGGAUAGAGAAACCGUGUGUUUAGCCGUCGCUAACCCUGUGUUGUCAGAGAAGGAGGAUGUGGUUUAUCAGUCUACAUCAAUGCCGGUGGAGAGUGAGAAAAGGCAGUCCACCACAUUUGACCAACAGAACAGGACUCAUUCUGAGGUUUCCUCCAAAGAUGAGGAGAGAAGUUAUGAGGAAGGGACAUUAGUUGGCAGAGUGCUGCCUUUCAGGCGCGAGGACAGUUGUCGGACAAACAUUAGAGACCCCGCCCCAGAUCCACAGAAGGAAGAUGAUGCAAUAGGAAAACGUGCUCAGAUACCUGAUUAUACUCUGACAGAUCCAGUACAGAGCAGGUUGGAUGAAGCUUGCCAGCAGUCUCGUUAUGUACAUGAGGAAAAGGACACUAUAAAGGUGACAUUUAAAUGGAAAGGGCCAUAUCUGUACCAAUGGGACAGCAAGUAUACCAAUGACCCACUAGAGAAAUCUGUGAAUCGAGCACUACAUGGACUUUGGGAUCCAACGAUCCAAGAGACCAUGAAAGAUGUGAAGCUUAUCCUUCAUAUGUGGAUUGGGCUUUUUUAUACCAAGUCUAGUAUGAUGCUGCAGAACGCAAUAAGACAGGUACAAGAAUGCACUGAGGCUCCAGACACGGUGACUGCAGGAGAUCUGUACAAAGAGUCAGCUGGAGUUCAGGAGCCCGCCGUGAAUGAAAGUGACUCAGAGUCAGCAGCUUCAGAAGAACACCAAGCACCAGGAGUAAUCACGUCAUCCGUAAUUAAGAGGAUCAAGAUGAAUUCAAACCUCGGCGCCUAUUGUGACGGCGAUGCACCAGUCUGUGAACGAGAACUAGCCCAAGGGAGUGUUCCUCCAGAGGAAGAGGGCGGAGAGAGUGACAUCAAUGAGACUGUGACGGAUGUAGCAGCACAAACUUCCAGCAGUGACCUGGAAGAACAUGGCAAACGGGAAUCUUCAGAUGAUGUGGGUGAUGCGAGAUCAGCAAGUGAAACCCAGGAGCAAAGUUUGGAUCAGAGAUCGACUCCUUUAUCAGAUGAAAGACACAUUGCUGAAAUCAUACAAUACCACGGCGUUCCAGAUAAAACUACUGGAUGUUUGUUGGAAUGGGAUUCUAUGGGUACAAGUCCAUCUACGAAUCGAGCUGAAAUUAUUCAGCAAAAUGUACAGGUUGAGUCUGAAGAGAGCUGGAGUUCCUCAGUGACGCCAUCGGCUUGUCCAAUUUUGAUUGCAGAGAAGCCUAGAAGUGUGGCUAAUGAGAGUGGCCAGCCGGGAAUUAUUCGUCAGUCUUCAGUAAUUAGAGAGCUCCUCUGUACUAAGCCCCAGGCACAGCAGCAGUCUCCGAGUACAGACCUCAGCAGUGCACCUGCUCCAGGGAGCUGUCAAAAGCCACAUGGAUCAAGUGAAAGCAGACAUCAUGACAAAGGAUCUGAUUAUCUCAGCAACGGAGAGAAUAGGAAUUGCAAAGAAGACUUGGGAAACAUCGAAGGCAUGCUUCCAACUCAGAGAGAUUUGUUGCUGGAUGAACUUGAACAGUUUAACCUGACUGAUGCUGUGUCUGAAAGCUUUGCUUCUACAAAAGAUGUGCAAAGUCAUUCUGAAACUUCAAAUGUCAUCACACAUGACUAUAAUAGAAGCUUGGAUGCCCGCAGACCUGUGGAUGUUAGAGAUAGGACACUGGGGGAAGGAAUUACUGGCUCCCAUAGUGAAAAUUGUGCUGAUAUUCAGCAAAUCAGAGAUGAUAUAGAAACACAACACAAGAGAACUAUGGUGGAAAGAUUUCUGGGAGAGCGGGUGAAUUCAAGUGGUUCUGAUCUUGAAUAUCCAGACCAAUUGGAAUGUUUGCCCCCUAGUUACAGCCGUAGAAACCCGAUAAGACCUAUCUGGAGUCAAAAGCAUUUGUGGAAGCAGAGCAUUCAGCAGGAGGAGGAAAUUGAAUCAGCGAAUCACCAUGAUGACUUUGACACUGAUUCUGAAAGAUUCGAUUGCAGCCGUGAUCUCUCCAAAGAAACUCUCGCUUCCCAUGAAGAUUUUUCAGAAGGUACAGACAGUGAAAUUCACACAAGGGCUAGAAGCUUCCUGGAAGAUGAAGUGGUGCCCAGGGUUAGUCAUAAAGCAAGUUGUCGGCCUGCGAAAAGGAAAGCAAUAGCACGCAGAAAGAAAGCCCAUUGCUCAUCUGAUAUGGAUUCAGAAUGCGGAAGUUUCAGAGAGAACUGGGGAGCAAUCGGUUGUCCUCUGCAGAUGAGAAAUGUUGAAGGGAAUUAUUUAGCUCACGACUUUGAAGAAAAUGAUGCCGGGGCGGAGAUGAGUGACUCCAAUGUCCAUGUACCCGUGUUCAUUAAAAUUCCGGACAACUCGGGCAGACACAAAGUCUUACAAAACUUCAGCGUCACCACAGAAGUUCAACCAAAACCCACUAGGCCCUGUAUGUGUGAUAGGAUCACAAGGACAUUUUGUAACUUGGAAAGGAAAAGCUUCCAUAUGAGCGCACCUUUGCUUUUUCCAGAGUCUGACACAAGUUGCUGGAGCAACGGCAGUCCAAUUCAGAACAUUUUAGACCUUGAGUUUAUCCAUUUCUCUCGGAAUGUUAACCGGUUGUUAACCAGAUCCUGUGCUGCACCGUAUGCAAGCAUCUUCUCCAUGAGACAUGGGCGUGGAACAGCUUUGAGAAGGAAUAGUGUCCAAAUUGGGUCCAGUGAGAAGGCAGCACCACUGACUGUGACACUAUCUCAUCAAAUAACUGACCAAAGUAGUGAGAGACACUUGUGUAAUAAAACUCAGAUAUCGCAACUGACUAAUAGAGAAGAUUAUACCAGGAAUUGGAAGUGCGAACUGCAACACCUUCACAAACCUAAAAGCCAUAAAAGAUAUUGCAAAAGACCGUGGAGUCGCCAUGCUGAUGAACAAAUGAAUAGAAUGCCAAAGAAACAGUGGAGAGAAACUGGGGAGAGAUGGUCUUUGUUGGUGGAUCAGCAGGCAAAUGUAGUGUGUGAGGAACGCAAAGAGCUUCAAGGUGAGAAGAGGAAAAGAUGUGAUUCCUUUCUGUCCCAAGUAACCAAUGUCAGCAGUAACCUGCACCAGAGCUUAAACGAAGUUGUAAAGGAAUCGUGGAAAGUCGGCUACAAAUUUUAUGUUUGUGAGACAAAUUCUGAUUCAUUCUUGAAGGAAGUUAAGGAAUUUCUAAAGAAAGAAGGUCACGUGGAAAUUAGCCAAUCGGAUCUUUCCAUGAUACAGCUGCACCAUUCUGGCAAAGUGCUUGUGGUUAUCCGGAAUGAAGACAUUGCAACGCAGUUGCAUCAGAUUCCUUACUUAGCAAUGCUGAAGCGGAUGCAAUGCGUUCAGUUCGCUGGAGUGGACAGUCCAAGGGACAUAGAAGACCAGACCUUUCAAGAGUUGUUUAGCUCAGGAGGCUUUAUUGUCUCUGAUGGGACUGUGUUGGACAAAGUGACUCCUGAACACCUGCAGCAGAUUUCUGACCUGCUGGAGAAGCUUGGUUCUGAGUCUAGAUGGAAGUGGAUGGUUCAUUUCAAAGAACUCAAAAAGCUGAAGGAGAUGGCAAGGGAGGACAGUGCUGCCAGGAGGAAGAUUUCCUUACUGAAUCAGAAGAUUGAAGCAAAUAUUGUAGAAGUUCUCCCUUUCCACGGGUGUGAUUCGAAGUUCCAGGUGAAGCCCGACUACCUCAGUUGCCUCAUAAAACUGCAGGUUCAGAGAAUAAGCUCCAGGUUCGCCGUGCUUCUCUCAGGUAAACCUGAGAACAGAGAAGUCUUCACCCAAAAUGGAAUCAUCGUUAUGGAUGUAAAUAAUCUCACUAAGGAAUUAAGAACCCUGACCACUUGUUUACAGAGUACCUUGGUCACAGAAAAUGCUAUUCAGGCUGAAGAUCAUCACUCCACAGAGACGCAAUUGGGAUCGUUCUUUGGGAAAAGCACAGCAAGUUCAAAUUCAGAAAUGGAUCCAAACUUGUUCUGAGUUGUAAGGUAUUCAUUUCGGUAUGCCAAGGCUUCAGCUGGGUGGGUGGACGUGUGGUUGGGGUUGGGAUAAUCUUUUUAGUCACAACUUUUUGGUUUUUUUUUGGAAAACCAAGAAAAAUAUGUAGUCAUCUUCAUUCAGUUGUCCUGUAUCUUGUCCAUGGUUGUUUAUUUGUACUUCCUAUCUUUUCAAUGUCCAUUGCCACAAAUAAGUUAUUUUUCAGAAUCUUUGCCUGAUCUUAGCAAACACUUGGCUGAACAGUCUUAACAAAAAUUUGCAAAUACUUGUUCUGGUAUUUUGGCUGCUUUGCAGAAAAAUGAGCCAGUUCCAAGGGUAAGAGGAUCACCUUUCUCAUUGCCUAACUCCAGACUUCUCAAGUUAUUGGUUUCCCAUACGAGCAAUUGUAGUUGGGGGUUGGAGUGCAAAACCCCACUAUGUCUUCAGAAGCAAAUGACAGGAGGUUCUUGGAGAUACUCACAGAAAUAUCUCUCCAUCUUCUCAGCAGGGAUUUGGAUAGGAUUUGUCUGUAAAGCAUUUCCAAUUUACCUGGCUACAAUAUCUUGAUUUAUUGAUAUUCAACAGAAUAUAAAUCCCCUGCUGAUGAAUAAUCUAAUGGGUAAUAAUCUACUCAUUAUCAAACUAUAAAAUAUUAGAAAAAUACUGCAAUUGUUGAAAUAUACCAUUUGGUAAAGUGCUAUUUGUUUUGAGUUGGUGUUUACCAUUGUUUUUUUAAAAGUUAUUUAUAAGUAAGGUUUUUUCUUUAGUUAUCCCUGUGUCAGGCAGUUUUUUCCAACGUAAUAGGUGAACUCCAUGAGUUCAGUCUUUCUGUUUUUUCUUCUGUCCCCCUUUGUUAAAAAUGAUAUAAAGUUGAUAUUAAUAAAAAAAAAUCAUAACAGAAACCUACUCCAGAUUUCUCAAGUGAUUGUUGGAGUCUUGACAAGUGUAGAAGUAGGAAUCAAUAUUCCUAUGGUGUUUGGUAGAACUGUCAAAGGUAGAGCUACCAUAUUCGAUCAGCUCUAUUUUUUAAUGCACCUGAAUGUGCUUUUUUUUUAACCUCCAUUGGUUCACACUAAUAUGACUGUCAUCUAAAUGGCUGAAUGUAUUAUAUUUUUAUAUUUAUUUGUAAACAUGUACAUAUUUAAUCACUGUCAAAAUAAAAAUUAUUUGUAUUGCACAAACAGGAACAUUUGUUAGUAAAUUUUGUUGGAAUAAAAUUCUGAACAAUUAACCUUUAGAGUAUUCUGCUUUGUGGAAGAACUUUCUCUAUGUACAAAGUAAUUCCAUGAUGGUCAGAUGUCUCUAUCUCUUUCCUGUAAUCCGACUCAUUGUUAUUUGAGAUAUGGCCUACCACAGUGGUAUCAUCUGCAAACUUGUAGAUGGAGUUAGAGCAGAAUCUGCCACGCAGUCAGGAGUGUAUAGGGAUUAGAGGGCUGAGGAUGCAGCUUUGUGGGGCAUCAGUGUUGAGAAUAAUCGUGCUGGAGGUGUUGCUGCCUGUCCUCACUGAUUACAGUCUGUUGAUCAGAAAGUCAAUGAUCCAGUUGCAGAGGGAGGUGUUGAGUCGCAGGUCUCGGAGUCUGGUGAUUAGUUUACUUGGAACUAGAGUACUUAAGGUGGAGCUGUAGUCAAUAAACAAUAGUCUAAUGUAGGUGUCUUUACUGACCAGAUGCUCCAGAGUGUAGGGCCAGGGAGAUGGCAGCCACCGUAGACCUGUUUCAGUGGUAGGUGAAUUGCAGUGGGUCGUAAUUCAAAAUCAUUGCAAUAAUUUUUAGACAUGCCCUUCUCUAGCAGGUUGCUAAGCUCAGACAAAGUAACUAUGUCCUAAAGUGGAUCAGGCCAGCAGAAAUCAAAUGAUUGUUAUGGGACAGAAGGAUCCCACCCAUAAAACAGAUAGUAGCAAGCAUGGGGAUCCAUAAUCAUGUAGGCAGAGAUUAUAUGGUACCUUCUGUAAAUGGGCAGGUUUAAGAAAGACUCUCAGGUGCAAAGCCUCCCAAACGACUUAUCUGAAUUUGUACACUGGUUAAAGUUGAAAAUCAGAGCCAUAUUCAUAGUUACCAGUUGGUUUUAGUAAACUGUAUGGCUAACUGUUA